Messenger RNA from Hibiscus syriacus, 425 nucleotides. RefSeq names its product auxin-responsive protein SAUR32-like. Gene Ontology annotation, biological process: response to auxin. The record is from RefSeq and is a predicted model, not a curated record. NCBI's taxonomy places the organism in Eukaryota, Viridiplantae, Streptophyta, Magnoliopsida, Malvales, Malvaceae. The transcript has a single exon. The coding region runs from base 91 to 408 and encodes 105 amino acids.
ACGUUUUUACUUUGAUCUCAUCUCUUUUUGAGCAAUAACCGUAGAGAAAAGGGGUUCUUCUUUUUCUUUCGUUGAUUGUUGAAGAUAAGAAUGGGGAUCGGAGACAAACACCAUGUGAAUUUUCACCUUCAUCAUCAUGAGAGGAAGGAGGUGAAAGAUAUUCCGAAAGGGUGUGUGGCGAUCAUGGUGGGUCAAGGGGAGGAGCAGCAGCGGUUCGUGAUCCCAGUGAUUCACGUCAACCACCCGCUCUUCAUGCAGCUGCUCAAGGUUGCCGAGGAAGAGUAUGGAUUCGAUCAGAAAGGACUCAUCACCAUUCCUUGCCAUGUGGAGGAGUUUCGCAAUGUUCAAGGCAUGAUCGAUAGAGAUCGUCACCACCACCACCACCACGUCUGGUGUUUUAGGGUUUGAGGAAAAGUAUCCGUGGA